Tachyglossus aculeatus (Australian echidna) is the source of this 4245-nucleotide messenger RNA. It is a transcript of the gene SLMAP, whose product is annotated as sarcolemma associated protein. NCBI's taxonomy places the organism in Eukaryota, Metazoa, Chordata, Mammalia, Monotremata, Tachyglossidae. The transcript is spliced from 23 exons. The record is from RefSeq and is a predicted model, not a curated record. Bases 24 to 2507 code for a protein of 827 amino acids. Gene Ontology annotation, biological process: single fertilization; regulation of membrane depolarization during cardiac muscle cell action potential; acrosome assembly. Gene Ontology annotation, cellular component: acrosomal membrane. Gene Ontology annotation, molecular function: protein binding.
GUGGAACCCCCAAUUUGUCCUCGAUGCCUUCGGCCUUGGCUAUCUUCACUUGCCGCCCGAACUCGCAUCCUUUUCAGGAGCGUCAUGUCUACCUGGACGAGCCUAUCAAAAUUGGCCGUUCUGUGGCCCGCUGUCGGCCAGCCCAGAAUAAUGCCACCUUCGAUUGUAAGGUGCUGUCAAGGAACCAUGCUCUCGUCUGGUUUGAUCACAAGACAGGGAAGUUUUAUCUUCAAGACACUAAGAGUAGUAAUGGUACCUUUAUAAACAGCCAGAGAUUGAGUCGAGGAUCUGAAGAAAGUCCACCAUGUGAGAUUCUAUCUGGUGAUAUUAUCCAGUUUGGGGUAGAUGUGACAGAGAACACACGGAAAGGUAAGGUUACCCAUGGAUGUAUUGUUUCCACAAUAAAACUUUUUCUACCAGACGGUAUGGAAGCCCGGCUACGGUCAGAUGUCAUCCAUGCUCCAUUACCAAUUCCUGUUGACAAGGUUGCUGCUAAUACUCCCAGUAUGUACUCUCAGGAACUGUUCCAGCUUUCGCAGUAUCUACAGGAGGCCUUACAUCGGGAACAGAUGUUGGAACAGAAGCUGGCCACUCUUCAGCGACUGUUAGCCAUCACCCAGGAGGCUUCAGAUACUAGUUGGCAGGCUUUAAUAGAUGAAGAUAGGCUGCUUUCACGGUUAGAAGUUAUGGGAAACCAGUUACAGGCGUGUUCUAAAAAUCAAACAGAAGAUAGUUUACGGAAGGAACUUGUAGCAUUACAGGAAGACAAACACAACUAUGAGACAACUGCCAAAGAGUCCCUGAGGCGGGUCCUUCAGGAGAAAAUUGAAGUGGCCAGGAAACUAUCUGAAGUAGAGCGAAGUCUGAGUAACACUGAAGAUGAAUGUACGCACCUAAAAGAAAUGAAUGAAAGGACUCAGGAAGAAUUAAGAGAAUUGGCCAAUAAAUAUAAUGGAGCAGUCAAUGAGAUUAAAGAUCUCUCUGACAAGUUAAAGCUAGUAGAAGGAAGACAAGAGGAAAUGCAGCAGAAGGGACUAGCUGAAAAAAAGGAAUUACAGCAUAAAAUAGAUGAAAUGGAAGAAAAAGAACAAGAGCUCCAGGCAAAAAUAGAAGCUUUGCAAGCAGAUAAUGACUUCACCAAUGAACGACUAACUGCUUUACAAGGGAUACAAGUUGAUGACUUCUUACCUAAAAUUAAUGGGAGCACAGAAAAAGAGCACUUUCUUUCAAAGAGUGGCGGGGACUACACUUUUAUUCAACAGUUCACAAAGUGCCAGAACAAGCUCAUAGACGAGGGACAUCUAACCAAAGCAGUGGAAGAAACAAAGUUUUCAAAAGAAAAUCAAGCAAAAGCAAAAGAAUCAGAUUUAUCAGAUACUCUUAGUCCAAGCAAGGAAAAAAGCAGUGACGACACUACAGAUGCCCAAAUGGAUGAACAGGACCUAAAUGAGCCUCUUGCUAAAGUUUCAUUAUUAAAAGAUGAAUUACAGGGUGCGCAGUCAGAAACUGAGACAAAACAAGAAAUUCAGCAUCUGCACAAGGAGUUGAUUGAAGCCCAAGAGCUAGCUAGAGCAAGUAAACAAAAAUGCUUUGAACUUCAAGCGCUUUUGGAAGAAGAAAGAAAAGCCUACCGAAAACAGGUUGAGGACUCCACCAAGCAGAUACAUGUUCUUCAAGCCCAACUACAGAAGUUGCAUAUUGAUAUUGAGAACCUUCGUGAGGAAAAGGAAAGUGAAAUAACAAGCACACGGGAUGAAUUGGUCAGUGCCCAAGAUGAGAUUCUGCUCCUUCAGCAAGAUGCUGAAAAAGCUGCUUCUAAGCGAGACACUGAUAUUGCUUCACUACAAGAAGAGCUUCAGAAGGUGCGGGCUGAGCUGGAGAGGUGGCGGAAAGCAUCUUCAGAGUAUGAGAAAGAAAUUAUUAAUCUGCAAUCCAGUUUUCAACUUCGAUGUCAGCAAUGUGAGGCCCAGCAGAAAGAGGAAGCCACAAGGCUGCAAGGUGAACUGGAACAAUUGAGAAAGAAGUGGAAUAAACUGGAAGUUGAAUGUCUUUCUUUAAAAAAGGAGAACACGUCACUUUCAUCAGAACUGCAACAGCAAGAAAGAGAAUUGCACAGCUCUCAGAAGCAGAGUUUAGAGCUAACCAGUGAUUUAAAUGUCCUUGAAAGAACCAAAAAAGAACUUGAGAACCAGAUGGGAUUCUUGAAAGAACAGCAUCAGCGGGAUUCAGCUGGUUUAAAAACCCUGUUGAAUAAGGCUGAGAAUCAAGCAAAGGAUGUUCAGAAAGAGUAUGAAAAGAUAGAGACUGUACUCUCGGAACUGAAAUUGAAGUUUGAAGUGACUGAACAAGAGAAACAGUCAAUCACUGAUGAACUCAAACAAUGUAAAGAUAACCUGAAGCUGCUACAAGAGAAAGGAAACAAUCCUUCCAUAGUACAACCCGUCCCAGCCGUAUUCAUCGGCCUAAUCCUGGCUUUCCUGUUUUGGUGUUACGGUCCAUUGUGGUAGAGAAAGAAACACUGGCCUUGGAUGCCUAUGUUGGCAGCUCUGGUGGCUGUGACAGCAAUAGUGCUGUACCCAGGCUUAACUAGAACUUCACCAUGAGAACUUGUUUUGAAUCCGUACACCGUCCUCCCUUUAGAAGCUGGCAACACACCAACACUGGGGAAAACAUCCAUUUUCUUCCUUUUUACUUCUUGCAACAUAUCAGCAGUAGGGUUGUUGCUUGAAAUUGUAUAAAAUAUAUCUGUCUAUAAAGAGGGAAUAAAAUUGUGACUUUAUUCUAGUGUAAGCAGUAAUUUGCUUGCAAUUUUUCAUGUAAUUUUUGAAUUAGUCUCUUGGGGUUCUAAAUACUCUGGAGGCCUAAAGUAGGUUUCUUGGUACCAAGUUAUUUAUAACAUUUAGGUUUGUGUCUAUUUAACUCUAGAUUCUGAUUGCCAGAUAAAAAUCAUUUUUCUAAUUGGUUUCCUACCCAAAUCAAACACAUACCAACCAGGGCAUAUCAAUUUGAAAUGAUAAAAACUUUUAUUUAUUUAUUUUUUUAUUUUUAUUAUUUUUUUUGAAAAAAAAAUUACUCCGUUUGUACUUCCUACAUAAAUCAAUGAGGCAUUGGGAACAAAAUUUAGACACAACUCCUAUUUGUGUGCUUUUUAAAGGAAAAAAAUGGUCCCUGGACAAGAUUCUGGGUAAUGGACACACUUGUGCAACCUUAACAACGUGACUUGGAAACAUAGAUGGAGUCAGUCUCGAGGAGUUUUAAGGGAGAGUGGGUGCAUAUGGACUGAAGUAUUUCUGGGAGCAAAAAACUUAAUCAUUUCACAACUACGCUUCAGUGAUAGCCACUCUGUUGAUUUCAGUAAGAAUGAAGUUUAUUAAAAUUUCUAUAAAGUGACAAUUGCUUUAAAAGUCAAAUGCUUUCUCAUAUUUUAGGAAGCUUGAUUUUUACUUAUCUAUUCUUUCUGACGUGGUUAAUUGGAGGAUGUAUACUUUAGAGAAACUUUUAUUGGAUUCAUUUUGGAAGCUUUGGAGGCAUUGUAGAUCUCACAGUCGUAAAUCAAACUCUUAUUUUGUAAAACUAGCUCAUGGAAAAUGCUAUUUGAGGACUCUUAGUCUUGAUUUUUCAACAAAGCCCAGGAUCUUCUGGUUUAAUCCCGAAGUACCAUAUUGGGUAAAUUCUGUGCCACUCAACAGUUCUACAAGUAAGCUUCAUUGUGAUUCAUAUUGUCAAGUUGAAGUUACUCGGUUAAAGGAAACCAAAAGGAAAAUCUCAGCGAACAUUCAAUUGGCUUGAACAUUUUAUGGCAAUCGGACAGGUCUAGCCUAGACAUUUAGCAUAUAAUUUGCCUUGUGCGGUUUCAAGGGUCAUUGUUUAUCCUUUAAAGGUUAUAUUUUAAGCUAUUUGGGAUUUGCUAAUGGGAGGAUCACUAGAUUUGUGGACUAAUUAUUCCACCAGCUACUUAUAGAAAACAAUAUUGAGAUAUAGUUCAUGUCAUCAUUUUUUAGUUGCAGGAAGCCACCCAACCACAAAUGCUCAUAUGCCAGUGGUACCCAGUACCUCUUGUAUAUAGGUUAUUGCAAAUAUUGUUCUGAAAUGCUUAACUUCAGAAUUACAUUUUUUAAAAAUAAAUUGUUUUAAAUCUAUUUUGUAAAGAUAUAAAAAUACAAUAGAAUUUCUGGAGUACAAAUUAAACUAUUUGCACUAACACACACGAUGUGCAUGAUUUAAUAAAUAACUUUACUCUCCCUG